CUGUUUUUCAAGAGGGUGGAGUUAAACAUAGCCCAGGGAGGAGCAAUUACAACCAGAGACAUAUCAGGCACUGAGAGAGGGGAAGUAUAUAUGCUUCAGAAAGUUACGCUGUUCAGGACUAGGGUAUAUAGCUGAAAUCUCCUCCAUCAUGAGUUCUGAAACAACUGGACAGACUAUAGUAGUGAAGACAGAGGAAGCAGCUGCUGCUCCUGCUCCAGCUGCAGUGAAAGGGGAGUGGAAGUGCCCCCUGGGUGAUCGUCAUAUCCACAGAGAUGACCUGAGAAAGGUUUGGAAAGAGUGCCAGGAGGAGAGCUUCUGGCACAGAGCUCUUCCCUUAUCCCUGGGUAGCAUGGCUGUCACUGGUGGUCUCAUCUACAACGGCAUCUGGAAAUCAUCAAAGCGAUUUGGUCCCUUUCCAAAACUAGCAGUUGCCGGGAUCCUUGGUUUUGCAGUGGGGAAAGCAUCUUAUGCCAGAACUUGUAAAAGCAAGUUUAAGGAGCUUGGCCUUGGGGAUGGACCAGGAUUUGGACCCUGAUCUGAAAGAGGUCGCUUUGGACCUUUUAAGAACUCUGGUCAUGGACACAGAUCCUGCCACCAUGUGUGUGAAGAAUGCCAGAAAAAAGCUCAAGCUGCACCUGCAGAAGAAGUGAAAAGCUAGAGCCUCCUCGGAAACACUGACUGUCAGCAUGAAUCUGUCAUUUGCAAUUUUCCUAUUUUCUUAAUAAAUAUCAAAAAUAAAACAAAAAAU
Morone saxatilis (striped sea-bass) is the source of this 748-nucleotide messenger RNA. RefSeq names its product OCIA domain containing 2 (gene ociad2). Lineage: Eukaryota; Metazoa; Chordata; Actinopteri; Moronidae. Gene Ontology annotation, cellular component: mitochondrial inner membrane. The record is from RefSeq and is a predicted model, not a curated record. The transcript has 7 exons.